This is a messenger RNA of Onychostruthus taczanowskii (white-rumped snowfinch), 5558 nucleotides long. It is a transcript of the gene MAN1C1, whose product is annotated as mannosidase alpha class 1C member 1. Gene Ontology annotation, molecular function: mannosyl-oligosaccharide 1,2-alpha-mannosidase activity; calcium ion binding. The record is from RefSeq and is a predicted model, not a curated record. The transcript has 12 exons. Lineage: Eukaryota; Metazoa; Chordata; Aves; Passeriformes; Passeridae. The coding region runs from base 2788 to 4185 and encodes 465 amino acids. Gene Ontology annotation, cellular component: extracellular exosome; endoplasmic reticulum; Golgi membrane. Gene Ontology annotation, biological process: carbohydrate metabolic process; N-glycan processing.
AAUAUUAGUUUUAUGCUGACAGCUAAUUACUCUUCAAACAGAGCCCUUAUUUCUUAAAAGUGCCUACGCUUCUAUUUAUUCAGAGAGAAAGAAACAAAUAUGGUGCUGAGAUAUGAGGCUGAACACGCAAAACAAGGGAGGGUGGUGCAGCCAGGGGAAGAGAUAAGGUGUGUCUCUUUUUGUUCCUCAAAAAGACAAGAGCAAAACAAACCAGGAAGGUUAGAAGACAAAUGCUGCAUAAAAAGAAACAGAUGGAGAAAAAAAGAAUUGCAAGGAAGAAGUGAUGAUACAGCCUUUGGAUUAGCAAAUAUUGCUCGCAUGAUGUGAGAUGCCAGCAGGGCAGGUGGUGGCUGCUCUGAGUUGCUUUUCCCUCCUUCCUCCAGAGCUUUCAUUGCUAGAAGGAGUCCCCAGCUGUCCUUGCACUGGAAGUUUUGUUCUUUUCUCUGCCUUCCCUCUGUAACAGAGAGGAUGGGUGUGGAUGGCAUUUGUGGAUCUUUUUCCCCCACCUGCCUGCCAGAUGAAAGCCAGGAGUUAAAACUGGUGCAUGACCAAAGAUGCCCAGAGGUGAUGCCCAGCCUAGAGAAAGCUUUCUGUAUCUAGAAAUCUUUUUGUUUUCCCCAGGACCCUCCAGUCUGAGGAAUUCCAGCCAGGUGUCCAUUCUUUCCCACCACCUCUGAGCUGCCUGAUCUUCAGCUGAAGAAGAGUCAGUGCCACAGCUUUCCUGGCAGCUCAUGUAGCCCUGCUAGACCUUUCCUGCUUAAAAAACAGAGUUUAGAGUGGGAAGCCCCAUGGCCUCUCCCAUUUUAUUGGUGUUUGGGAAAGCCUUUGGGGCGUGAGGAGCACUGGGGCUGUUUGCAGAGUGAGGAGCCAGGCUGGGCUGGACCUGCUGGGCUGACGUGUGUGUGCAGGCACCUUCACCUAUAAAGACAAGUCCAGGGUCACUUAACAGUUGUUUUCUUGGAAAUAAAAAAGGAGAGCUGCUGUAUUGCACAAAUUUUGCUGCUAAAGGUCGUUGGUCACCUGGAGAACAGUCUGGGAGCCACUGCUGUGUGUUCCUGUGGGCAGCCCAGGGCUGGGGCACUCUGACCUUUCCAGGAAAGCUGCAGGAAGCCAAAUAAGAAAUGUCCCCAUGCUGCAGGUUGGGAAAUUUUGGAAGGGAUUAUUCAUCUCUUAAUAUGACCUCUGGAAAAGGUAUUAGUUGUGUAAUUGAUCAGUCAGGCAUGGCUUUGGGGAUUAGCUGAUUUUUUACAUGUGCCAAAUACAAAUCAGUGAUGCUCAGGAUAAAAAAAGACAACUGGUUGUAGCUGGAGAGUGACUGCAGAAAUUCCACGGUGGGAUUCCAUAUUUAUUUGCUCUCAACAAUUUUCAGAUCAAAUUGGCUCGGGGAAAAGUCAAAAUUAUUUCCCCUCUAACUGCUGCCUCUGCAAACUCAGCCUCAGAUCUGAGGAAAUCAGACCGUGUGGUUCCUGCCUUCUGCAUCAUAACCAGUAAUAAAGAUUUUGCUGGUGGAGCUGAGCUGACAGUUUUGCUGAUGAUGGAUGGAGCCAAACAGGCACUCCUGGAUCUCAGGUGGGGGAGCACUGGGGAGACAGGGAAGAGCAUUUCUUUAAAGUAUUUUUAUACCAACCACUGCUUAAAGACAGCCACUGGAACCAGCCAGAGCAGAAAGUUCAUCAUUAAAUACUUCCAGCUCAGUCACGGGAUGUGAGAAAAAUGUGAACAGAGGGAGAGAUUUAUUCAUUUUUCUUCUCUUUUUUUGGGUGCAAAAGCACGUUUCCGUGCCUGAGGUGUGGGAAUGCCUGGUGCCUGAACCUGGCAGUGCCUUUUGUCCCUUUCAAAUGAGGGAAUGUGUCAAAUCCAGGCAGGGAUUGUCCCCUUGGGUCUGACACCUGCAUUCAUUUCCUCUGGAUUAAUGAUACCAAAGCCUGUUUGUUUCACAGUGCAGUUCUCUUCAUCCUGGCUUUUCCUCCCAUCUCCACCUCCACCUGUCUGUCCCCUGUCCUCUUCUAACACAGCUCUAAAGAUGUAUUUGCUCUCAAAAAUCAGCCCCUGGGGGGAUGGAGGCACCAACUCACAGUUAUCCUGCAUCACUCUGCACAUCGGCAGGUGGAUCCGUCUUUGGAACACAAAUAUCUUGACAGUUUAUCACUAAAAGAUAAUUAGGAAGAGACAGGAAUGUUAUCAGGAGCUCAGCCUCUGCUGAAAGCCCCCUGCUGAAGGAUGCUGAGUUUCUUUUGUGUGGUUUUUGACUGUUGUGACUGCAGUGAAAAAACUGCCCAUUUUUGGGGCAGGGCUGGGGAAAUGCUGCAGGUUCUCCUGAUUUUUUUUUUUUUUUGCCACAGCUCUGACCCCUGCCAGGAGAAGUCUCAGCUCUGGUGCUGGUUGCCUGUGGUACAGCUGUGUGGGUUUGGGUGCUCUGGAGCUCUCGGGUGCCCUGGGGGUGAGCUGUGAUCACCAGUUUGCCACAAGCAAGGCUCAGAGCAGCUCUCGGGCUGAGCCGGGCUGUGAAUCCCAUCAUUGUUCAUUUCUGACCAUCUCCUUUCCACAUCCAGCAGGGAAAACUUUGUCAGCCCUCUCCCUUUGCCUGCACUGUGCAACUUUCUGUCCGUACAUUUGGAGCAGAUGCCUUCCAGUGCUGCGAUGUGGGGCCGAGAGCACUCGGGGCUGUAAUCCAUCCCUGGUGCCGUACGUGAGGAGCACCACGCACGGUUCAGCUGGAGAUGCUCCUCCCGAGCACAUCUCCUCACUGAGGCACGUGGGGAGGGUCUGAUCCUGUCUGCUGGGCAGAUGGAAACCCAGGGACUUCCAACAGACUUGCUCUGGCUGCUGGGGAUGAUGAAGUUUGCCUGGGAUAACUACAAGCAGUACGCAAUGGGGAAGAACGAGCUGCGCCCGCUGACCAAGAACGGCCACAUCGGGAACAUGUUCGGAGGCCUUCGAGGAGCAACUGUGAUCGAUGCCUUAGACACCCUCUACAUCAUGGAGCUCGAGGAGGAAUUCCAAGAAGCCAAGCAGUGGGUGGAGAAGAGCUUUGACUUGAACGUGAAUGGAGAAGCUUCCCUGUUCGAGGUGAACAUCCGCUACAUCGGAGGGCUCCUGGCCACCUACUACCUGACUGGAGAGGAGGUGUUCAAGAGCAAAGCCCUGGAACUUGGAGAGAAACUUCUGCCAGCCUUCAACACCCCCACUGGAAUCCCACGUGGAGUCAUCAACCUGGGCAGUGGCAUGAGCUGGAGCUGGGGCUGGGCAUCUGCUGGAAGCAGCAUCCUGGCAGAAUUUGGGACCCUGCACCUGGAGUUCCUGCACCUCUCCCAGCUCUCUGGCAACCCAGUGUUUGCAGAAAAGGUGAUGAACAUCCGCAGGGUGCUCAGCAGAGUGGAGAAGCCACAGGGCCUGUACCCCAACUUCCUGAGCCCGGUGACGGGGAGCUGGGUGCAGCACCACGUCUCCAUCGGGGGCCUCGGGGACAGCUUUUAUGAAUAUCUCAUCAAAUCCUGGCUGAUGUCAGACAAGAAGGACUCUGAAGCUAAAAAGAUGUACGACGAUGCCUUGGAGGCAAUAGAAAAGCAUUUGGUGAAGAAAUCUGCAGGAGGCUUGACCUACAUCGCCGAGUGGAGGGGUGGCAUCCUGGAUCACAAGAUGGGCCACUUGGCCUGCUUCUCUGGGGGCAUGAUUGCCCUGGGGGCCGAGCACAGCACGGGGGAGAGGAGGCAGAGGCACAUGGAGCUGGCAGCAGAGAUCACCAGCACCUGCCACGAGUCCUACACACGCUCAGACACCAAGCUGGGUCCCGAGGCGUUCCGCUUCGACGCGGGGAGCGAGGCCACGGCCACGCGGCUCAGCGAGCGCUACUACAUCCUGAGGCCCGAGGUGGUGGAGAGCUACAUGUACCUCUGGAGGCUCACCCACCACCCCAAGUACAGGCACUGGGGCUGGGAGGUGGUCCAGGCCCUGGAGAAGCACUGCAGGGUGGAAGCUGGCUUCUCUGGCAUCCGAGACGUGUACACCACCACGCCCAGCCACGACAACAUGCAGCAGAGCUUCUUCCUCGCAGAGACUCUGAAGUACCUCUAUCUUCUGUUCUGUGAAGAUGACGUGCUGUCCCUGGAGGACUGGGUGUUCAACACCGAGGCUCACCCCCUGCCCAUCAACCACACGGACUUGAAAGCAGCAGGGCAGCCCUGAGGCCCUGCCCAGCUCCUGCUCCCCCAGCCUGGGCAGACUCUGCUUUUCCUUUCCAUUGAAGGAAUUCCUGUUGUUCCUGAAAUGGUGUUUUGGGGCACUAGUCCAAUUCCGGACAGUAUUUUCUUGGGAAGAUGAACCAUGACUAAGCACCUUCUUUUCCUCUGUGAGGAGCUCUAUUAGGCUGAUGAUGAGAUGUUUAUUCUGGGCCAUACUGUACACAGUUCAUAGACAUUCCUUUAUACAGAGAAUUUAUAUGAAAUCCACUGAUUUUGCUUUCUAGUGGCCAAAGGACUGGAAGUUUGCCAUAAAAUAGAAUUUACACACACACAAACACACAUCUCCUUUCCUUUCUCUGGUUCAUUUCUGCCUUUUAUCUGCUCUUGGAUUUAUCACCUUUCCAGUGAACAGUUCUCAGUAUUCUGAGCUUUCUGGUGCUGGGCUCUGGGGGCUCUUCAGGAGAACGAGGAAGGGGAGCUGUCCUUGGGAGAGCAGGAAUUCCUGGGGAUGGCUGAGGAGCCAGCUGAGAGCUCAGGAGCGAAGGGAGGACACGAAAGGUGAUGUUCUACUGGGAAAAGAAGAGGAUCAAACCCUCCACAGACAGGAGCAGCCUCAGGUUGGAAUUUACAGAUUUCAGGGGGGGCUUGGACCACCCUGAUCCCUGCUGGAGGGUAACUCAGGAGCAAUCCAGGAGGCUCCUGGAGAGGGUUGGUGAUGAAUUCCCCCUCCAGGGGACACAGGAGCCAGCAGAGGGGCUCUGCUGAGCCCAGGAUGAGAUCCAAGAUGAGAUCCAAGAGGAGAUCCAAGGCUGCCCAGGUUGGUGGUGAGUUGAGGAUCCUGAGGGCAGCAGGGAGGGGGAAAGCUCCAGCCUGGGCUGCAGCAGAGCAGACCUGGAGGUCUCCAGAGGGACAGGGACAGCCCUGGGGCCCAGGUGGCCCUGCCUGAGCAGGGACUGGGACAGGGCCACCCCGAGGUCCCCUCCAGCCUCAGCCACUCUGUGACUCAACUGUAACUAAACCAAAACUUGGCUGCAAAAUCCUUGCUCCUGAUGUAUUUUUAUAUACUUUUUUUCUGUGCUCUUAAAACACAUUUACCACCCAUCACAUCUCAUUUAACUUUCCUUUAUCUUUUCUCUCUUUUUUUUUGGUGUUUUUCUACUUUUAUUUGGAACUAAAUGUUAUGAGUCACUUGUAAUAAUUUUAUUGCUGUAAUAGUCAGAUCUGUGAAACAGAAUAAAAGUCUUGUAAAAUAAAAAGCCUGUUGGGGUUGAUCCUGUAAAAGACCAGUUACUCCAUGCUUGGAAUGAGACAAUACUGGAUUUAAAGAGUGGAUUCAAAGAGUUUUGUGCAGCAGAAGCUGAUUUCUAGGGGAAUCUA